UUAAGUUGAACAUCAGAAGAUAUGGCCUUUCUAGCAGUCUACCUUUUGAUUGGGAUGUUUAUUUACUCUAGCCCUGUAAAAGGAUCUUCACAGCCUCAGCCCAGGGUGUUCUUAACAUUCAAUGAGCUGCAGGAAACCAAGACCUCUGAAUAUUACCGUGUAUCCCAUCACCCCCUUGACUACAGGAUAUUAUUGAUGGAUGAAGAUCAGGACCGGAUCUAUGUGGGCAGCAAAGAUCACAUUUUGUCUUUGAAUAUUAACAAUAUAAGCCAGGACCCUCUGAGUAUUUUCUGGCCAGCAUCAGCAAUCAAAGUUGACGAGUGCAAAAUGGCUGGCAAAGAUCCUACACAUGGCUGUGGAAAUUAUGUACGUGUGAUACAGACCUUCAAUCGCACCCAUUUGUACGUCUGUGGGAGUGGGGCAUUCAGUCCAGUAUGCACAUACCUCAACAGAGGGCGCAGGUCUGAGGAGCAAGUCUUCAUGAUCGACUCCAAGUGUGAAUCAGGGAAGGGACGCUGCUCUUUCAACCCUAAUGUGAACACGGUAUCUGUUAUGAUCAAUGAAGAGCUGUUUUCAGGAAUGUACAUAGAUUUCAUGGGUACUGAUGCAGCUAUUUUUCGCAGUUUAACCAAACGGAAUGCAGUGAGAACUGACCAACACAAUUCUAAGUGGCUGAGUGACCCUAUUUUUGUAGAUGCUCAUCUCAUCCCUGACGGCACAGACCCUAAUGAUGCUAAAGUGUACUUCUUCUUCAAAGAAAGGCUCAUAGACAACAGUGGAAGCACCAAACAGAUUCAUUCAAUGAUUGCUAGAAUAUGCCCAAAUGAUACUGGCGGACAGCGUAGUCUUGUAAACAAGUGGACGACAUUCUUGAAAGCAAGACUCGUGUGCUCAGUAAUGGAUGAGGAUGGAACAGAAACGUACUUUGAUGAAUUAGAGGAUGUAUUUCUCCUAGAAACAGAUAACCCUAGAACAACACUGGUGUAUGGAAUUUUUACAACAUCAAGUUUUGUAUUUAAAGGGUCUGAUAUCCAAACAGUGUUCAAUGGGCCUUUUGCACACAAGGAAGGUCCUAACCACCAGCUAAUCCCAUAUCAGGGAAGAAUUCCAUAUCCACGACCUGGCACAUGUCCUGGAGGAGCCUUUACACCCAAUAUGCGAACAACUAAGGAAUUCCCAGACGACGUUGUGACCUUUAUUAGGAAUCACCCCUUGAUGUUCAAUCCCAUUUACCCAAUACACAAAAGGCCAUUAAUCAUUCGGACAGGAACAGAUUACAAGUACACAAAGAUAGCAGUGGACCGAGUUAAUGCUGCUGAUGGACGAUACCAUGUCUUAUUUCUGGGAACAGAUCAGGGGACUGUACAGAAAGUUGUUGUUCUACCCACAAACUCUUCUGCAAAUGGAGAACUGAUUUUAGAAGAACUGGAGGUUUUUCAGAAUAAUGCUCCCAUAACAACAAUGAAGAUUUCAUCUAAAAAGCAACAGUUAUAUGUGAGUUCGGAGGAAGGGAUCACCCAGGUAUCUUUGCAUCGCUGCCACAUCUAUGGAACAGCCUGUGCUGACUGCUGCCUGGCCAGAGAUCCUUACUGUGCUUGGGAUGGCAAGUCCUGCUCCAGGUUUUACCCAACAGGGAAAAGGCGGAGUCGCAGACAAGAUGUGAGACAUGGAAAUCCUAUGACUCAGUGCCGAGGAUUUAACCUGAAAGCAUACAGAAAUGCCGCAGAAGUUAUCCAGUAUGGUGUGAAAAAUAACACCACCUUCCUUGAGUGCAGCCCUAAAUCUCCCCAGGCAUCCAUUAAAUGGCUCUUACAGAAAGACAAUGACCGAAGGAAAGAGGUCAAACUUAAUGAAAGGAUCAUAUCAACUGAGCAAGGACUCUUGAUUCGCUCUGUCCAGGAUACUGAUAGAGGACUUUACCACUGCAUUGCAACAGAGAACAGCUUCAAGCAAACCAUAGCAAAGAUCAAUUUCAAAGUGUUAGAUUCAGAUAUGGUGGCCUUCAUGACUGACAAGUGGUCCCCCUGGACCUGGGCAAGCUCUGUCCGAGCACUGCAGUUCCAUCCAAAGGACUUCAUUGGGGCUUUCACCCAUUCAGAAAUGCAGAUGAUUAACCAAUACUGCAAAGACAGUAGACAGCAAGGGCAGCAUGGAGAAGAAUCCCAGAAGAUGAGAGGGGAUUAUGGCAAGUUAAAGGCCCUGAUUAACAGCAGGAAAAGUAGGAACAGAAGGAAUCAAUUACCAGGAUCUUAAUUUUUUUUUAUUUGUAGUCGCAUAUAUGUUUGUUCUCCCUGCAGGGGCUCUUGUUUGUCUGUUGAGAGCAUAUUAAAAAAAAAACUAGUAAAUCAAGCUUGAGAAAUGACCCUUCUCCCAGUAAAAUGCAGUGUAAAUUAAUUCAAGCAAAUAUACAAGAAGUAUUUUCUUUGUGUGAUGCUCACUAGCACUUGUAGGCCCCUAUUGCAUCAGCAAAACUGAAUAUUUACCUUAACCCAUUUGAUAUACUGAUAUUUACUUAUAGUUUAAAAGAAAAAAAACAGUGCAUUAACUUGCAGUUUGGGGAUUAAACAGAACAGAAGGGAAAAGAGACCAUUUAGGUUAAGGUAGAUGUUCAGAUAUGGGAGAUGCUCAUGUGUUUCUUUCACUGCAUUUAAGUCUCUGAGUUUCUAAUUGUUUACGGUUCUAUGUUGGGUUUACAGUUUCAUUUUGUUGUACAUGUCACAUAAGUGCAUGUAGCUAAGAAGCUAGCAAAAGAAAAGUACAGUAGAAGUGGAUAGUACAGAAAAAAACCUGAAAGUAACAUUAAAGUAAAAGCAGGACAAAAAGGAGAAAAAAAUGCUUUUAUACUUCAGGAAACAUUAAUUACUGUCAUAAUAUGAGCUGUAAUACAUUUUGAGAUUACAUUUACAAAUAUCUCUGCUCAUAAUAACCUCAACUAGCAUAUUGGCCUAAUAAAACUGCAUAGCUUUGUAAGCAACAUGAGGACAUUAUAAGUAAUGUUUUCAAAAGUAUUUAAGUCACAAGGUGCUUUUGAAAAUGUUACCUUCCUGUGAGCAGAAUGUGGAUGUAUAUUACAUUUCCUCAACUACUAGAACCACAGAUUUAUUUUAUAAUAUCCCAAAUGAUAAAGGUUAGAGCAAGUUCAAAGACGUAAGGGAAAAUAAUCAUUAAUAACAUAUCCAAAAAUACUUUAUUUCAAAAUUUUCUCAGUUUUCAAUGUUUCCCGUUUCUUUCAUCCUUUCCCUCUUUUAAAUAACCCAGUUGGUAGGAGUUGCUGAAAAGGGGAAACAAAGGAAGAUUUAGAAAGGGGCAAAAAAUGUAUAAAAAUUUGUCCCCUCCCCAUAAAAGGAACAUUUCAAAGCUAGAUUUUUGUGGGCAAUUUUCAUUUUCAAAAAACAUUUUUUAGAAAAAAAAAUUAUUCAAAAAAAUCACCACCAACUCUGAUGAAAGUGAUAAUUUGUAACAUGAUAAUAGAACUGGUUGAAAACUAGGUGGAUGUUUUUCGGUCCGUACAUCCAUUCAGCUUGGUUAAAAAAAAUCACCAUUUUUCAAUCAUAUGCAAAAUACCAGGGGCUGAUCCUGCUACCCUUACAUAUGUGAGAAGUUUCUUGCAAUCCAGUAGGACUGCUCACAUAAGACAGUUAUUAGUCACAGCUAGCACUACAGAAUUUCAUAUUUAGCUAAGUGACAUCUUAUGGCUGUCUGCAACAAAAUAAGCUAAUUAAAGAUAUGAGAUAUUUAACCAACAUAAGAUAAUUUUAUUACGAAUUGAGGAAAAAUAACCUCUAACCCCAGAGAUGAUCUAAAAAAAAAUCCAGCACUUCUAAUAAAGUGAUGCCUUCAAAGUAUCUAUAUCAACCGUUUGAAGCCUGUGGGUCAGGACCCUGUAGUGAAUCACAACCCCAUUUUAAUGAGGUCACCGGGGUGGAGUUAUACUUGCUGGGGACCAGGCCAAAACCACAGAUUAAAGGCUUCAGCACUGGGUGGCAAGGCUUGCAUUACAGACCCUCCUGCCUGAGGCUGAAGCAAUGGGGCAAGGGCUUUUCCUUUGGGCAUUGGUUUCAUGGGGCAGUAGGGCUCAGGCUUUGGCUUUGCCCCCACUCAGGGCAGUGGGUCUCAGGUAGGCUCAGGCUUCAAUCUCUCCUCCUGGGAUAAUGUAUGUGAAGUUUUGUUGUCAGAAGGGGGUCGCAAAGCAAUGAAGCUUGAGAACCCCUUAUUCUACCCAUUAUUAUUUUCACUGUAUGGUUUUUUAAAUAGUUAGUGGGAGUUCUUUGGGCCUGAUUCUUAUCCCAUGCCUAUUGGUAUCUAUUGGGAGAAAAGUCUACUGAAGCAAGUAGAAUUAUUCUAGAUUUACACUAGUGUGAUGCAGAAUCUGCCACACUUGCAUUGUUCUGGUUUCAAACUGAUGCAAGUAGUAUCGAUCGGGCACUUCAGUGACAGAAGAGAUGGGGAAUAUGCUUUGAUUCUGCAGAUUACUGAUGCCCAGGCUUAUGCCCCAUUGCCAUCUGUGGGACUCACUCAUAUUUCACUGUAAGUUUGGCACACACUCAAAUGCUUUGUUUACAAAUGGAUGGAUAGCUCAUAUGCUUAAAUCUGAGCCUGUACUUCAGUGCUUUGCUGAAUCAAGGCCAAAUGCAUUUUAGUGGAUAUGUACACUGGUGUUUAAUGGCCUGAACCAAAGCCCAUGGAAACCAAAGGGAAGACAUCCAUUAAUUUAAUUUAAUUGAGCCUUGGAUCAGGGUCAGGAUCAAGAACUGGCAGGGUAGAGUCUACAAAGAUUGAAUACAAAUGAGUGAAGGAAAAUCAGUGCUUGACAAGUGUCUUGCAAUGGAGGAAAUAUCUUUUGGGUAGGAUGGGAGACUUUCUGAUCAUUCAAUACUUAAUUUACAAGCCAAAAAGUUGUUUGGGGCUCCACAAAACAAAACUACCUCCUACACUGACAUUAGUUUAUGUACACUGUAUGCUACACUUGCUCUGCCAAUGUUAUCCAGCAGACUCACUGCACAGUUAGUAAAACAUUAAUGUCUGUUGUGAGGCUCAUAAUUGAUUCCAGUGAAAUAUGGCAUUUAAUAAGUAUUUAAGUGUUCAAUUUAUUCUUUGAGUGGUUGACUAUAGUGAUAUUUUAAUAGGCCCCAUCAGGCCUCAAAAAUGAUAGUUACAUUGUUUUCAACAGAAUACUGGCAAUAUGGGAUUCAGUUAAAACAAUCAGAAUAGCUCUGAGUUUCAUAUGAUUAUAAAAUAAUAUUUUUAAAGCUGCUUCACAUACAAUUCUUAUGGUAUGACUGUUUAAGGGAUUACACUUAAACUAACAUUUUUAUGCUGCAUGAAAACUUAAGUGUAUACAUAACAAACUUCUGCCAAUGUGUAGCCGGUACUGCCUUCCACACUUUAGCAGAUCUCCUCUGGGUACAGCAUAGCUAGGGGGCAGAUUCUCAGCAGAUGUAAAUAGCUGUAACUUCCUUGAAGUCCAUAGACCUACAGAGAUUUACAUCUUCUGAGGGCCUGGCCAUAAAUGUACAGGAUAGACAUUUUUUAAUUUUUAAAAUAGACAUCCCCAUUUGUAUGUAACAUAGACAUUUAAGAUUGUGAUAUUUGUGCUAUUUAAUAACUUCCUAUUUUGAAGAUUACUGAAUAAUGUAUAUAAUUUUAUUCCUUUUUUAAUGAAACACCUUCUAGACAUAACUUUGCCAAAUUUAAAAAUAAGUUCUCUGUCAAGAACUUCAUACGUGUACUUUUUUGCUGUUCUUAUUUUGUGUAGUUUGUAAAGUUUGUUGAAAUUCUGAUUUAACGAUGUGUACUUUGCAAUCUUUGGUACUGUAGAUAAAUGUUUUUCAUUCAGAAACCCUCUUUUUUUUUAAAAAAAAAAAAGUGUAUGUAUGUGUAUAGUUCCUAGCAUGAUGAAACUGUCAUUACAGUGAAUAUUGCUUAUAUCUUGUGAAAGAAAAAAACAAAAUGUAGUUUAACACAGUGGUAUUUAAUUGGAUACAUAAAAUAUUAUUUGCUUGACAAAAUAAAGUGUGUUGAAACCAUUUCA
Molecule: messenger RNA, 6031 nt
Organism: Pelodiscus sinensis (Chinese soft-shelled turtle)
Lineage: Eukaryota; Metazoa; Chordata; Testudines; Trionychidae
Gene: SEMA3C
Product: semaphorin 3C
Biological process (GO): axon guidance; semaphorin-plexin signaling pathway; neural crest cell migration
Cellular component (GO): plasma membrane
Molecular function (GO): chemorepellent activity; semaphorin receptor binding
Source: RefSeq, a predicted model, not a curated record